AUGCAAUUUUAUAUUAAUAAAAGCCAACAGGAAAAAAAUUCAGUUGCCUAGUAAUCCUUCAAAAGAUUAACUAAUGAUCUUCUUGAUGAAAAGCUUUAAGAUUUAAAUGAUAAUACUUGUUAGAUUUAGAUGAAUUAGAAUGGUGACAAAUUGUAUUUAUAAAUAUCUCCAAAAAUCGGCUCGUUUAUUUAUAACAAUUACUAAGUAUUUUAAACUUUAGUAUUUUAGUUUUAACUAGAUUUCAGAAUUAAUUACCCCUAUAGUCCUCCUUUAAUUUAAGUAGAGUCGAAUAUCCCACAUCCUAAUAUUGAUUUAAAAAAUCAUUAACUUUAUGUAAAAUUUUUAGAUCCAAAUGUUUGGAAGCCAGUAUAUGGGUACGUUUAUAUAUCUAAAAAAGGCUAUAUGAUAUCAUCUAAGCUAUAAAAUAAACAAUUCUCUAUAUCGAUUACACUUAUAUUCCUAAUGACAUACAAUGUAUCAAAAGUGCAUAAAGAAUGGGUUAAUAGGAUCAUAGUACUGAUGAAGAAGAAUCAGAAGAUAAAGGUUUUGAAUUAAGUGAAAACUUUAAAAGAAAUUUUGAAUUACCUACUCUCUCUAGAAUUAGUGUAGAAAAUGAAUAAUCAGAUGACACAGAAGAAGAGAACUUAGAUGAUCCUUCAGAAAGAUCUAGUCAAGAGCCAGCAAUAAUUAAUUUAACUAAAAAUACUAGACAUUCUUUAGAUGAUAAUAAUACAUUACCUAAACCAAAAAAGUGA
Molecule: messenger RNA, 755 nt
Organism: Paramecium primaurelia
Lineage: Eukaryota; Ciliophora; Oligohymenophorea; Peniculida; Parameciidae
Source: the annotation of a GenBank genome assembly